Hirsutella rhossiliensis is the source of this 1785-nucleotide messenger RNA. Its product is annotated as tRNA synthetases class I (E and q), catalytic domain-containing protein. NCBI's taxonomy places the organism in Eukaryota, Fungi, Ascomycota, Sordariomycetes, Hypocreales, Ophiocordycipitaceae. Gene Ontology annotation, cellular component: cytosol; methionyl glutamyl tRNA synthetase complex; cytoplasm. The record is from RefSeq and is a predicted model, not a curated record. Gene Ontology annotation, biological process: translation; glutamyl-tRNA aminoacylation. Gene Ontology annotation, molecular function: glutamate-tRNA ligase activity; ATP binding. Bases 1 to 1785 code for a protein of 594 amino acids. The transcript is spliced from 2 exons.
AUGAAACACGAGGAGCUCGAGGUCCUCUCGACCAAGCUCUCCGGAGACUUCCGGUCUAUAGAGCCCUACCUGAGGGACCUCGACAAGCACCUGAUCCUGCGCUCCCAUGUCGAGGGAUACAGCCUCGGAGACCUCGAGAAGGCAAUCUGGCAGACUCUUCGAGGAAACAAGGCCGCAAUCGGCUUCAUCCGGCGAAACGGCCUCCCAAACUUGACGAGAUGGUUCACCUUCAUCGAGCAGUCGCAUCCCGAGAUCCAGGAGGAAACCAAGACGGCCGACGCGGCCUCCAAAAAGCCCGGCGCCAACUACAACCUUGCCCUCCAGGACACGGACAAGGGAGUCGUCACUCGGUUCUUGCCCGAGCCCUCUGGCUACCUGCACAUUGGCCAUGCCAAGGCUGCUCUCCUCAGCGACUACUUCGGCCAUGUUGCCCACAACGGUAAGAUGCUUCUCCGACUCGACGAUACCAACCCUGCCAAAGAAAGCGAGGAGUUUCAAGACGCGAUUGUCCAAGACCUGGCCCUCAUGGGUAUCCAGGCGGAUUCCUUAACCUACACCUCCGACUACUUCGACUACCUUUACGACAUGUGCAAGAAGCUCAUCUCCAUGGGCUUGGCCUACGCCGACGACACGGACCAGGAGACCAUGCGCGCGCAGCGUAUGGACGGCAUCCCGUCAAAGCGGCGCGAUCGCUCUGUCGAGGAGAAUCUGCGCAUCUUUGAGGAGAUGAAAAAGGGCUCCCCGGAAGGCUUGGCACACUGCAUGCGCGCCAAGAUUUCCGCCGACGACCUGAACAAGGCGAUGCGAGAUCCCGUCAUUUACCGCUGCAACGUCAACGACGCGCACCAUCGAACAGGACGCAGGUGGAACAUCUAUCCCAUGUACGACUUUGCCUGUCCGGUAGUCGACAGCCACGAGGGGGUGACGCACGCCCUGAGAUCUACCGAGUACACCGACCGCAACCCGCAGUACCAGUGGUUCUUGGACACCUUGGGGCUCCGCAAAGUCCACAUGUGGGACUUUUCGCGAAUGAACUUUAUCAGGACGUUCCUGUCGAAGCGCAAGCUGGCCAAGCUGGUCGACUCGGGCAAGGUAUGGGGCUGGGACGACCCGAGGAUGCCGACGAUCCGCGGUGUGCGACGACGUGGCAUGACGGUCACGGCGCUUCGAGACUUUAUCCUUCGACAAGGCCCGAGCCGCAACGUCGUCGUCAUGGACUGGACAAGCUUCUGGAACGCCAACAAGAAGGAAAUCGACCCCGUUGUGCCGCGCCACACGGCCCUCCUGCGCAAGGACAUGGUCAAGGCCAAGCUGACGGGGGGCGAGGUUCCUGCGGGCGUCGUCGUCGAGCAGCGACAGAAACACCCCAAGAACCCCAGCGUCGGGAUGAAGGAUGUGGUCUUCUCGCCAGAAGUUUACGUCGACCAGGCCGACGCCAAGAGCUUCAAGGCCAACGAGGAGGUGACGCUCAUGGGCUGGGGCAAUGCCUUUGUCCGCGAGCUUCCUGCCGAGGACCCCAUCGCCAACAUGACUCUCGAGCUCAACCUCAAGGGAGACUUCAAGGCCACGGACAAGAAGAUUACGUGGCUGUCUGCCCAGGGGCUGGACCUGGUGCCCGCCGAGCUGUGGGACUUUGACUAUCUCAUCACCAAGGACAAGCUGGACGAAGACGAUAACGUCGAGGACUUUCUGAACUCUGACACGUCGAGCGUCGAGGAAGCGUGGUGUGACGCCGGCGUCGGGGAACUCAGGGCCGACGACAUUAUCCAGCUGGAGACAUUUUGA